AUGAAGAUCACGCUUAACACGUUGAACGCAACGCGGUCCACCGUAAUUCGCGAAGUGGUAUUACGUGAACAAGAUGAAAAUACGAUCCCACGCACUUCGAGAACGGUGGAAUGCGGCUCGCUAGCAUCGGCUGAUAUGUCGACGCGGAGCGGUGCCAGCGCGUUCCGGGCCCGACGCGGGCACAAGGAGCGCUCGAAGAACUUCACCGAGCUGGAGAAGAGGACGGUGCUCGAGCUGAUCGCGCGCCACCGCGACGUGCUGCGCCAGGGCCGCUCCAACAACGCCACCAACAGGAGCAAACAGCUGGUGUGGUCGACCAUCUGCGAGGAGGUGAACAAGCGGUGCGGAGGCGAGCGGCCGCGCACUCCAGCCCAGGUCAAGAUGUGGUACGAGAACUACAAGAAAAAGUGCAAGAUGCGCGCGCACGACACGCAGCAACCGGCCGCCGAGGCGCCUCCCGGCAUUCUCGAUGGUAUGCUUUGGCAGAGUAUACAUCCUCUCGACGUCAAAGAUGAAGAGGCCGACGCCACAACCAGUGUCGAGGGCUCGCACAGCAUCAAGGACGAAGACUGCGUGCCAGUUAAUAUGUCCAACGGACGCCUAUCGAGCACGAACGACAGCGACGACACGAUGCCGAACGUACUCGAGCCUCAGGUGCAGAUCAUCCCCCAAUCCUCCCCCACGCCGCCCCCCCACAAGGCCAUCCCCAACCCCGCCAUCAACCCCCUAACUCUCACCUCGCACUUACCGAUAAUAGCGAAUCCGCUGCAAGCUCUCGAGCAGGCGAGGAUACAGCAGACCUUUCUGCAGAAGCUCAACGAGAUGUCAAAUACUCCGCUGAACCUGAGCCACCUCGACGAGGAGAAGAGAAGGAACGGCCACGACAGGAGCCAAGAGAAGACUGAGGAGCCGAUAAAGAAUGACUGCUCGACCGCAACCGAAGAGGAGAGACUCUACUUCUCUGCUAAAAGGCAGCACGCCAUAUGGGAGCACGAGGCGAAAAUGAAGAUUCUAAACAUGGAACUGCGUCAGAAGGAAGAGAUAUUCUCCCUGCAAAAGCAACUGUUCCUCAUCGAGCUGAGAUUGAAAAUGGACUUUCUGGAGAAGGCCAGCGCCAAG
Iphiclides podalirius (scarce swallowtail) is the source of this 1119-nucleotide messenger RNA. Lineage: Eukaryota; Metazoa; Arthropoda; Insecta; Lepidoptera; Papilionidae. The record is from the annotation of a GenBank genome assembly.